Pyrus x bretschneideri (Chinese white pear) is the source of this 840-nucleotide messenger RNA. RefSeq names its product BTB/POZ domain-containing protein At1g21780-like. The transcript has 2 exons. Gene Ontology annotation, molecular function: protein binding. Bases 1 to 639 code for a protein of 212 amino acids. The record is from RefSeq and is a predicted model, not a curated record. Lineage: Eukaryota; Viridiplantae; Streptophyta; Magnoliopsida; Rosales; Rosaceae.
AUGUGCUUUGACAUGCUUAAUGGGUUGGGCUCAACUUCGCGGUCGGGCCGAUAUAGGGUUAACUUUGGGCGGGGCAUUUGCUCGCUGAAAUGGUUUGAUCGUUGUUAUGCGUCGUGGGAUGGGAUGCAAAAGGAUAAUUGGGAUGUUACUAUCAACACUGCUGAUGGCAGUUUAAGAGCUCACAAAGCAAUUCUUUCUGCAACUUCUCCCGUGUUCCAAAGCAUGUUCAGUCACGACCUUAAGGAAAAAGAGUCCUCCAUAAUCCACAUAGUAGACAUGUCCCUGGAAUCUUGCAUGGCUCUUCUAAGUUACCUCUAUGGAACCAUUAAACAAGAAGAUUUCUGGAAGCACCGGUUGGCACUUCUAGGUGCGGCAAACAAGUACGACAUUGCAUACUUAAAAGAUGCUUGUGAGGAAAGCCUUUUGGAAGAUAUUAACUCGACGAACGUCCUUGAGAGGCUGCAAGACGCCUGGUUGUACCAGCUGAAUAAGCUUAAGAAAGGAUGCUUGAUGUACUUGUUUGAUUUUGGAAAAAUAUAUGACGUGAGAGAAGAAGUAAGUAACUUUUUCAGGCAUGCAGACCGAGAAUUGAUGACGGAAAUGUUUCAGGAGGUGCUUACUGUUUGGAAGCCUGUGUAGGUUACCAUGGUAUUCUUAGUGUCAUGCAAUCAGGUGAAAGAUACAUGUAUAUACAUUUGUGAGUCCUUUGGUUAUAUGCAUAUAUGAGGAUGUUGUGAGCUCAUAAGAGAGUUGUUAGUUCGAAGUUUAGUUUUGGCUCUCAAGUGUUGUUUGAGUGAGAUAAUGUAUGUUGUUGAAGCCAAUCUUGAAUCUUGUAAUGAA